AUGGUUUCCACAACUUUCAAUACCCUCUUAGUCGCCUCCGCAGCAGCCGCCGCGGCAUCUCCUUUGCAACGCCGUCAAGAUGGCGUCUUCCAAUGCGUCGGAACAUUUGGUCCAAACUACGGAGACUGUAAGCAGGGCCUAGCAAGAUUGCAGCAAUACAAAGGGUUUCUCGCUCACAUACCACGUUACCGGCCUUUGGAACCCAACACUUGCCUGCCAUUCGCUGAGGGCAACUGCCUGAUCUCGCACUGCAAUUUCGACGCGAACACCCAGAAUGCCAACUACUUCACGAUUGGUCUCGGAGCCAACUUCGUCAAGCAGAACUGCGAGCCGCUCAACUCCGGCGGAUUCAGAGACCUAGGUUCCCAGCGUACUGAAGUCAAAGAAAAUCCAGACUUUGUGCCAGAGCCAGUCGCGGCUACAGAGAUCACCAAUAGCUCCAUCGUGCCCGUACCAAGGGCAGUGGCCAAGAGGCAGCAGCCGAACGAUGACGGCAUCGAAGUCACCCGCACAGGCCGCAGCGUCCAACGCCCCGGCUUCGACUUCGCAGUCUCUCCCCGCUACCCAGCCGGCAGCACCAGCACAGCCGAAGUCAGCGAAAGCCAGACCGUAGGUUUUGACGCCGGAACCGAGAUCUCUGCCGGUUUCGAAGGCGUGCUCUCCGCUUCUGUCAGUUUCUCCGUCAACUUUGAGAGCACAACAACCAAUACCCAGAGCGUCACCAUUCCAAUCAACUGCAGCCCGGGUCAAGAGGGACAGAUCUGGUGGAGCCCACUGUACGAUCUGAUCGAGGGUAAUGCUUUGCCUUCGGGAGACUUUGUGCAGGCUUGGUUCCCUGUGAAUGAUGGCAUUUCGGCUGGCAAUUAUGCUAUUCGAUGCUUUGGCUAA
Cercospora beticola is the source of this 888-nucleotide messenger RNA. RefSeq lists its product as uncharacterized. The record is from RefSeq and is a predicted model, not a curated record. NCBI's taxonomy places the organism in Eukaryota, Fungi, Ascomycota, Dothideomycetes, Mycosphaerellales, Mycosphaerellaceae.